This is a messenger RNA of Linnemannia hyalina, 1026 nucleotides long. Lineage: Eukaryota; Fungi; Mortierellomycota; Mortierellomycetes; Mortierellales; Mortierellaceae. The record is from the annotation of a GenBank genome assembly.
AUGAGAAUCUUGUCACUUUCCCUUGGCCUUGCUGCCAUUGCCCUCGUCGCAGCUCAAGCUGCCGACCCUAUGGCCGCGACCGGUGCCCAGAACAAUUAUAAGUGGGCUCCAGAAGCAAGCGAUCAGGAUCUUGCUGAUGAAGUUGAGGAUAUUUCCAGUUUGGUCUCGGAGAUCGAGUUCCGUGCCAAUAUCUUGUCGCGUCUUGAGCAAGAGCCAUCAGCUGACUUUAAGGCAGAAGGAGACUGCGAGAGUUUGACGGCUGUAAUCCAGACCGCCCUUUCAGCCAUCAGCGGACUCUUGGGUACGGUUGAAGUUCCGCCUUUCGCAGGCUCGAUUUUGGGCCGCCUUCAAAAGACCAUUGGUCGUCUUACUGAUAUGAGCUCUGCCAGUGGCGGUUCGGUUACCCCCAUCACCUACGCUUUUGAAAGUCUCAUUCAGAUCCUCAAGGGAGUCGUCUCUAUCGCUCCUCUGCAGUUCAUUGCAAAGCCCAUUCUCGACGACCUAACCAGUCUCCAAGGAAGUCUUGCCCUCUUUUCCCAGUGUGGAGCGGGAGGCAGUAAGAUUGCGAUCGAGCCCUCGUCGUGCUUUGCCCUGGCCGAUAUUUACCGUGGAGUCAUCCAGGAUGCUGCUGGCGACAACCCGGCCCUGAAUCUGCCCGCAGAUGCAUCGGAGGAUCUCAGGCGGUUAGCCAGUGGCUCGUUGACAAUCCUCGACUUAAUUGGCAAGAACUCGAUUGCUGCUACCAACGAGGCACUCCUGGCAUCUCGCCCCAUCUUUGCCGCCGACAUCUUGGACCAGUACCGCAUCGAGCUUAUCCGUGCCACGACGGACGACAAGAUCAAGGGAUACGCUGUUGCAUCGCUGGGCACUGUUGUUGGCGUCUCGAAUGCGUUGGAGGCAUGUUUGCGCGUCGCUGCUGACCCCGUUGCGGCCAUUGACGAGCUCAAUGAGGAGUUGGAGGUCCAGGCUCUCUAUGACGACGAGGAUGAGGGCGAAGAUGAGGGUGAAGAUGAGGAUGAGAAAUAA